GCUUAGAGUGGCCGGCGCACGCGCACAGGGUCGGCUCCCCGCAAUGGAGCGGGUGUUGGCGGACGCGCUUCUGGCCCAGAGCCGGGAUCCCUGCGCGCUGUUGGGCAUACUGUGUGGCGGAGAGGCGAGUGCGGAGCGGGCGGAGACUCUGCGCCUGGUGCUGCAGCAGCUGGAGGAGCGCGGUGCGGGCGCCGGCGCGCUGGCCGAGGCGGCGCACGAGGUGGCCAAGGGCUACCUGGUGCCUUUACUGCACGCGUCCCCGGGCGGAGGGCCUGCGGGGCCGCGGGUGCUCCGAGCGGCCAGCGCGGCGCUGCGCUCGUGCGCCCGCCUGGCGGGACCCGAACUGGCGGUCGCACUGGCGGAGGACGCGCUGCGCGAGCUGCCGGCUGUGCCGUCCGUGGAGCUUCUGGCCGCCGUGGCGCCGUGUCUGCGCGCACUCGAUGAUGCCCCGCUGCUGCGUCGCUUGGCGCGCGCGUCCGUGGAGCUGGCGCUGGCCGGGGACGCGCCGCCAGCGGUGGGCGCGCGCCUGCUGCCCGCUCUGGCCCAGAGUGCGGAACCGGCGCUGCGGGCGGCUUGGGACACGCUGGGCUCUUUGGGACUCGGAGCUGAGGGCCACACUGGGCCAGAGCUGCUGGUGCUGAGCGCACUGGCCGAGAAGCUGCUGUCGGCUCGUGCGCGCCCCGCGGACCUCGACGCGCGUCUCUGCGGUCGCUUCUGGAGAACAGUACAGGCGGGGCUGGGCCGCGCGCAGGACGCGCUCACGCGCAAGCGCGCGCGCUACCUGCUGCAGAGGGCUGUGCAGGUGUCUGCAGAGCUGGCGGUGGACUGUACCUGCGGUCCCCAGGACACAAUGGGUCCAAGCUUAUUCUGGUGGUCUGAGAAGAAAAGAGACAAGCUUCUAAAGUUUUGGGAAAACUAUAUCUUGAUCAUGGAAGUUCUAGAAGGCAACCAGAUACAUGUCAUAAAGCCAGUCUUACCAAAGCUAAACAGUCUGUUUGAAUACGCAGUAUCAGAGGAAAAUGGCUGCUGGCUCUUUCAUCCCUCCUGGCACACGUGCAUUUAUAAAAGAAUGUUUGAAAGCGAGAAUAAAAUCCUGACCAAAGAAGGCGUGAUCCACUUCUUGGAGCUGUAUGAAGUGAAAUCGCUUCCGUAUUCGCCGGAACUCUCUGAGUUUGUUACCGGCCCGCUGAUGGACGUCCUCUCAGAGAGCUGUCUCUACAGCAGGUCUCCAGGGCAACUGCUGGGAAGUGGCUCUCCCCUGGGAUUAAAGCUGCAGAAGUUUCUAGUCACUUACGUUUCUCUUCUUCCAGAAGAAACAAAGAGUCAUUUCCUGCUAAAGUUCAUUCAGAGGAUGGCAGGUAGACACUGGUGUGCCGUACCCGUGUUCUUCCUCUCCAAGGCUUUGGCAAGCAUGCCCAGAUGUAAGGCCCUGGGUGGAGAAGGGCUUCUUGCUCUCAGGGAUGUCCUCCAGUGCACGAUGAUCACACACCAGGUCCUUCUGCGAGGAGCAGCACAGUGCUACCUUCUCCAGACAGCCAUGCGUCUGGUGGAUGUGGAGAAAAUAUCUCUUUCUGAUGUCGCAGCUUUUCUCAUGUCUCUAAGACAAGAGGAGUCCUUGGCACGAGGGACCGUGUUGUGGACAGAGCUCUGUGAUUGGCUGCGCGUCAAUGAAAGAUACUUUAGGCAGUCCUCGAUUAGUGGCUCUGAGGGACAGGAGACAUCGUUAAAGGCUUAUGUGAAGAACCUCGUUCAGGAGUUCGUGAAGUCCCCUGGUUGGGAAAGGGAAAGUGACUUCAUGCCAGACUGGCUUGAAGCCAGGCUGACUUCUCUGAUGGUUCUGCUGGCUGUGGACGUGGAAGGCAUGAAGACCCAGUUCAGUGAGAAGCAGAGGACUCAGAACGUGCUGAGGAUCUUCUUAGACCCCCUGCUGGAUGCCCUGGGGAAGCUGGGCACCAAUGCCUACAUGCCCCUGUUGAAGACAGACAGGUGCCUCCAGCUGCUGGUGAGGUUGCUGCAUUCUUGUGUGCCAAGAGGUUCCAGUGACCAGGAUGAUGAGGUGUCCGCUGUCCUCCAGACCUCCGUCAUGUCUGCUGCAGAGAGCGUGUCUCAGUUUGUGCUCCGGAGGCUCACCAUGAAUGAGCUGCAGAGUGUGGCAGAUCUGGACCGCUGCCAGCUAUACCUGAAAGUGUUGGCUGAGCUCACGAGUCUCCAGGUGAAGCUGGGCUGGAAAGCAGGCAACCCCAUCCGUCGAGUCAUCUCUCCUCUGAAAAACGCAUGCAUUCACCAUCUGCAGGACGCUGAGGAUGGAAAGGAGCCAACCCUGGGUCAUCAGGUGCAGAGAGUAGUCAGCAUGGCCACCCUGGCAGCUCUGUGUGAGGCUGUGGACCAGCACCCAGUGCUGCAGCUGGAGUCUCCCGAUGCUGAGCCCGUGGACAGGUUCCUGUCAACUCUUCCACUCAGGCAGAUGCUGCAGAAGCCCCGUUCGGAGGAACAGAACGGCUGUGUGCAUCCCUUGGAGAACGGCAGUGUUCUGGAAGAGUCACCGUCUUCUCCAGGAUGGGGGAAGACAGUGGCGCAGUAUCUACACGACCAGUGGGUCUGCCUCGCCUUCCUGCUGAGGAGGCACCGCCCCCUUAAUCCAGCCACGGAAAGUGACGUGCAGGAGUGCUUCCUCCCUGCUGUUGAGAUGCCCGCGCAGACCCUGCGGUCGGCCCUGGACGUCCUCACGGUCCUCCCUGCCGACCGCAUCUUACCCGUGUUCCGCUGCAUGGAGGUGCUGGUUCCCCAGCUCCUGACCUCCGAGGAGUCACUCUGCAUCGAAGCCUUUGACAUGGCUUGGAAAAUUAUAUCUUCCUUGGGUAACACUCAGCUGACGUUCUGGCCUAACUUAAAAGCCUUCGUUCACUUUGUUUUUGGUCAUGAAAUCCUUGCCAUUGCCGCCAAACUCAAGGGCCAGGCAUACUUCAGAAUAAAAGAGAUUAUGUGCAAGAUAAUUGAAAUGUCCACCAUAAAAACGGGGGUCUUCAACAUUCUGAUCCGUCACUGCUGCCGAUCUUGGUUAGCGGCUGCUUCCGGUGUGUCCCAGGGGUCGUUCUCCAGUGCUAAGGGUUACAGUGAACUUGUCCUGGAGGCGUGUGUGUUUGGAACAGUGUUUAGGCGUGAUCAGAGACUUAUUCAAGAUGUCCAAACCUUCAUAGAAAACCUUGGACAAGACUGUGCGGCAAACAUCAUCAUAGAGAACACUAAGAGAGAAGAUUAUUAUGUGAGAAUUUGUGCUGUCAAAUUCUUGUGUCUGCUAGAUGACUCCGACAUAUCCCACAAGUUGUUCUUAGAAGAUCUUGCCAUCAAGCUCCUGGAUAAGGAUGAAUCGGCAUCUAGGUCCAGAACUCGCUACCACGAGAACUCCCUACAGCACCGGGUGAAGAACCGGGUGUGGCAGACUCUGCUGGUCCUGUUCCCCAGGUUUGAUCAGAACUUCUUGAACGGGAUUAUUGAUAAGAUUUUCCAUGCUGGCUUCACCAACAAUCAAGCAUCCAUAAAAUAUUUUAUUGAGUGGAUUAUUAUAUUGAUUCUUCAUAAAUUCCCUCAGUUCCUUCCAAAGUUCUGGGAUUGUUUUUCUUACGGUGAAGAAAAACUUAAAACGAGCAUUUGUACGUUUUUGUCUGUUUUGUCACAUUUGGACAUCAUCGUUCAGAAUAUUCCAGAAAAGGAAAGAGGUCAUGCUGCAGCCAUUACAAAAAUGAGGACACUGGAAACCGUUUUCCCUGAGACAUUUGUCAGUGCUACUGAGCUCAUUUGCAUGGGAGGAAGUUGCAGCCCUAUGGCCAGGCCAGUGAAAGGCUUGUCAGAGCUGGUCACAGCUGCCCCGUCGGUCCUCCAUGUCCACCCUAAGCUGGUUCUGAAGCAGGCCCUCACGACUGCCCUGCAGUGGUGUCUGAGCCACAACUUCAGCGUCCGCCUCUAUGCUCUGGUAGCCCUCAAGAAGGCCUGGCAUCUCUGUAAAGCACUGCAAUUCGAAGAGUGUGACGCCUGGACCACAGUCAUCGAGUGCAGUCUCAGCCAGGCAGAAAACAUGCAUGGCGCAGGGAAUGCCAGGAAGAACUGGCAGCGCAUCCAGGACCACUUCUUCUUCUCCACGUUUCACCCGCUGAAGGACUACUGUCUGGAGACCAUAUUUUACACCCUCCCACGGCUCUCGGGUAUCACUGAAGAGGAGUGGAUCACCCUGGAUAAAUUUACCAGCUUCACAGACAUCCCUUCCAGUGCAGGGCCCCAGUGGUACCUGUCUGGGUCUGCACUUGGUGAGCUGAGUCCAGGAGACUGGUCCCAGCAGGACCGAGGUUAUACCUUGGGUGAAGCAGACAGCCAAUCAGAGUGGGCUGAUGUCCAGAAAAAGAUUAUCCCAUGGGGACACAAGGCUCUGGAGUCAGACCUGGAACUUAUGCUUCAGGAUCGGGCCGCCAAGCUUGGGAAGUCCAUCAGUAGACUGAUUGUUGUGGCCUCGCUCAUCGACAAGCCCACCAACUUAGGAGGGCUGUGCCGGACCUGUGAGGUGUUUGGAGCCGCAGUACUCGUGGUUGGCAGUCUCCAGUGUGUCGGUGACAGACAGUUCCAGCACCUCAGCGUCUCCGCAGAGCAGUGGCUUCCUCUGGUAGAGGUGAGACCAGCCCAGCUGACGGAUUAUCUGCAGCAGAAAAAGGCCGAAGGCUACACUGUCAUUGGUGUGGAGCAGACAGCGCAAAGCUCAGACCUGGCCCAGUACCGCUUCCCUGAGAAGUCGCUGCUGCUGUUGGGAAAUGAGCGGGAAGGAAUCCCAGCCAACCUGAUCCAGCAGCUGGAUGUGUGUGUGGAGAUUCCUCAGCAGGGCAUCAUCCGCUCACUGAAUGUGCACGUGAGCGGGGCUCUGCUGAUCUGGGAGUAUACCAGACAGCAGCUGCUCAGAUGUGCGGAGUUGGCAUCCUGAAGGCCGAGCCUCACCUGCCGUCUCCAAUGGUGCUAAAGAUGGUGUCUAUUUAUAACCUUCUGGACUAAUGAAAUAGUCGGAGAUGUCCUGGGAUUAUCUGCAUCUCUUUAACCUUGCACCUCAAUGCCAAAACUUUUUCAUGUGCCUUAAAGUAUAUCACUAUGUAUUGUCCCUUUUAGCUAAAUCAAAUUACCUUUUAAAAUAUUUUAAGCAACUAUGGGAAUUUUAAAAAUGAAUUUUUAAAAUGUUCUUCCUAGAAACCAGUAUGUGCUAACAGUAUGGAAGAAUUAAAGUUGUUACUUACGAGCACCUA
Peromyscus leucopus (white-footed mouse) is the source of this 5276-nucleotide messenger RNA. RefSeq names its product TAR (HIV-1) RNA binding protein 1 (gene Tarbp1). The coding region runs from base 44 to 4963 and encodes 1639 amino acids. NCBI's taxonomy places the organism in Eukaryota, Metazoa, Chordata, Mammalia, Rodentia, Cricetidae. Gene Ontology annotation, biological process: tRNA methylation. The record is from RefSeq and is a predicted model, not a curated record. Gene Ontology annotation, molecular function: RNA binding; tRNA (guanine) methyltransferase activity. The transcript has 31 exons.